Molecule: messenger RNA, 1164 nt
Organism: Serpula lacrymans var. lacrymans S7.9
Lineage: Eukaryota; Fungi; Basidiomycota; Agaricomycetes; Boletales; Serpulaceae
Exons: 2
Coding region: 226-897 (223 amino acids)
Source: RefSeq, a predicted model, not a curated record
AGAGCGUUUGGGUCGUGUUCCGUCACAUUGCAGUCGCCUUAGAUCCACUUCAUUCACGGUUUCGUGUCCCUUCUUCGACCUGCCUCAGCGGCUUUCCUGUGACGUUUCGACUCACGAGUCUUCGUGUUCCUUCCAUUUGACAUUUCAUACCCCACCUACCCCCACAUUUAUAUAUACCACGGAUCCACUCGCACCCCACCCUUCACCGUCUCCUCCCCAUCCCCCAUGACCGAGUACGACUAUUCUCCCGCUGCCUAUGAGCGGUAUAUGGCUACCCACAAUCGUGUAUCGAACUGGGUAUCCAAUACCACCCAGCACGCCCACAAGUACUCCAACCCCUUUGUCCCAUCACCAUUUCUGUCAUCUCGACCCCUUCACGAUCAGGCAUCAGACGUAUCCACAUAUCGUCCUACUCCCAUACGCUCAACAACUCUCCCUCAUCGAGAUCCAUCUGACCAGCCUUUCUCUCGCCCUUCUCGAUCCCGUUCAUACUCGCAGGAUGAUCAGAAACCCAGACAUCGUUCUCGAUCACACUCACGUUCUUCGUCAAACCAAAAGGAGGUGUUGUAUACCGUUCCUCCACUCCCCAAGCCCCGUGGAGGACGUCGUUCAGACUCUGUGCCAGUCGUUUAUAGGACUUACGAUGCUAGUUCAGGGGGUCCCAUUUACCUCCCUCCUCCCCGCCCUGGGCAGACAUACUUCGUAGUGCCGCCUCCAGGUGGGAGAGUGGAGUUUGCACAGCAAUCGCCACAGUCAACCUUGAAGUCAAAGCAGCAGCCUUUCCUCAAGCGCUUAUUGGGCAGUAUCAUACCCUCCAACAAUGGGUCAUCUGCUAAAAGCAGCGGUAAGGGUAAUAACGGCUCUGGCAGAAGAUCAAAGCGGCGAUUGACCUAUUAAGCCCAUUCCAUAAUGCAUGCUAUACUCCUCGACGACAGCCACGCAUAUUUGGCUUUUUAUACGAACCUCACGUGUUAUCCAUUCAGGCGUCAGGCCUUACACUCUAAUGCACAUUUAUUUACCUGUAACCCACACUCAUUUUCGUACUUUAUACAUACAGCAUCAUAUUACUUCCUCUCCUUCAACGUCUAUAUUUUUACGACAGCAAUAGAACUUGUAUCAUUUCCGUACCAAUGUCCAGUGUUGAACGUUGAACGGUGCAUAGAG